Molecule: messenger RNA, 2049 nt
Organism: Arthroderma uncinatum
Lineage: Eukaryota; Fungi; Ascomycota; Eurotiomycetes; Onygenales; Arthrodermataceae
Product: putative Molybdenum cofactor biosynthesis protein MOEA
Exons: 4
Coding region: 1-2049 (682 amino acids)
Biological process (GO): molybdenum incorporation into molybdenum-molybdopterin complex; Mo-molybdopterin cofactor biosynthetic process
Cellular component (GO): cytosol; cytoplasm
Molecular function (GO): molybdopterin molybdotransferase activity
Source: RefSeq, a predicted model, not a curated record
AUGGCCGGUCAACGCUUGAAAGCAGCUAUUCUCAUCGUCUCGGAUACUGCUUCUCGAGACCACUCGACUGACAAAGUAGGCGGCGUUCUCACCGAGACCUUUGGCCAGCAGGGCGAUCGAUGGGACAAGCCAACCGUCGCGAUCGUGCCAGAUAACAUAUUAGAAAUUCAGCGUCAUGUUUCUAGAUGGGCUGAUGGGGAGGACCAUUUCAACCUCAUCAUCACAUCUGGCGGGACCGGGUUUGCUUUGAAAGAUCAUACGCCUGAGGCUGUCUUGCCUUUGAUUCAUCGACAUGCACCCGGACUUGUGCAUGCUAUGUUAGCUACGUCGUUAGAGAUAACUCCUUUUGCUAUGAUGGCACGACCUGUUGCAGGAAUUCGACACAAGUCCAUCGUCUUAACUGUUCCCGGAUCUCCCAAGGGCGCAAAGGAAUGUGUCGAAGCAGUUAUUAAACUCUUGCCUCAUGCAUGUAUUCAAGCUGCAGGGGCCGAUUCGAGGACUCUACAUGCUGGUGGCAUACAGAAAUUAGAGAAGGAAGCAGGUGUGGUGCCUUCAGCAUCCGAUAAAGACCAUCACCACUGUCAGCAUCACGGUCAUGGUCACGGCCACGCUAUACCCAAGGCACAUACUACUUUAGCUGAGAGACCAAGCUCUAAUGAUCCCGCAGUCGGCCCAACUCGACGUUACCGGACCUCUCCGUAUCCAAUGAUCUCCGUUGAUGAAGCAUUGAAGCUAGUAUCUGAGUACACACCAGAUCCAACAAUCGUUGAAGUCCCCGUUGGUAUCUCUCUGGUUGGCGCCGUAUUGGCCGAGGAUGUCUUUGCUGCAGAAGCUGUUCCGGCCUAUCGGGCAAGCAUCGUUGAUGGAUAUGCGGUUAUUGCUCCAAGCUCACCAGGAAAUGGCAAAAGCACAAAGGGCGAAUUUCCGGUAGCAUCGGUAUCCCAUGCACAAGCUGCUUCCAUGCCUCCACCAUUGGAUUCUGGAAGCAUUGCUCGUAUUACGACGGGAGCUCCUCUUCCAGAUAAUGCUAACGCUGUCGUCAUGGUGGAAGACACCGUUCUUGUCUCAGCUACCCCGGACGGCAAGGAAGAAGCAGUUGUCGAAAUCCUCACGGCAGACAUCGAGAUUGGGGAGAACAUUCGUGAACCAGGCAGUGAUGUCAAGCUGGGCUCAAAAAUAUUGGAGAAAGGAGACCUCAUAACCGCUGUUGGAGGUGAGAUUGGUCUACUGACAUCCACCGGCACUAAGACUGUGAAAAUAUACAAAAAGCCAUGCAUUGGUGUACUUAGCACUGGUGAUGAGUUGGUCGAACACGACGCUUCUGUGAAACUUACGGGCGGCCAGAUUCGUGAUUUAAAUCGACCAUCUCUAAUCUCGUGUUUGACCUCCUGGGGGUUCCCAACGGUUGAUCUGGGUAUUGCAAAGGAUACGUCCGGACAUCUGGAAGAAAUCCUCCGAGAUGCCAUGCGUGGAUCAUCACCUUCAAACCCCACGGGAGUAGAUGUCAUUAUUACUACAGGCGGUGUUUCAAUGGGAGAACUCGAUCUCCUCAAACCUACUAUCGAACGGCAGCUAGGAGGUACCAUUCAUUUCGGACGAGUAUCCAUGAAACCCGGAAAACCUACAACUUUCGCUACUGUUCCGUUCAAACCCAGUGCGUCUACCUCAAAGGAGAGAGAGACGAAGGUCAUUUUCUCUCUUCCAGGGAACCCUGCUUCGGCUUUAGUUACGCUUAACCUAUUCGUGCUUCCCUCGCUUCAUAAGGCCAUGGGAUUAACACAGCGUGGUCUUCCAGUUGUCAAGGCUUCAUUGACCCACUCGAUACCUAAAGACCCCAAACGCACAGAGUAUCACCGUGCCAUUGUGGGUUCGUCGGAAGUAGAUGGGCGAAUGAUUGCUACAAGUACCGGUAUUACUGGUGUAGGACAGCGGAGUUCACGAGUUGGCAGUUUGGCGAAGGCCAACGCACUUUUGGUUCUUGAGCCCGGAUCUGGCUCGAUCGAGAAAGGCCAGUUAGUUGAGGCACUGAUGAUGGGUCCUAUAGCUUGA